Alligator mississippiensis (American alligator) is the source of this 1705-nucleotide messenger RNA. It is a transcript of the gene ZMAT5, whose product is annotated as zinc finger matrin-type 5. Gene Ontology annotation, cellular component: U12-type spliceosomal complex. Gene Ontology annotation, molecular function: zinc ion binding. The record is from RefSeq and is a predicted model, not a curated record. The coding region runs from base 382 to 933 and encodes 183 amino acids. The transcript is spliced from 7 exons. Lineage: Eukaryota; Metazoa; Chordata; Crocodylia; Alligatoridae.
CCGGCAUGCACCGCGCCGCUUUCUCCGCCCGCCCCAUGGCCUCUGGCGCGGAGCUUUCUGGGAAGUGCAGUCUCUCCCUGGCGGGAGCUUCCGAAGAAACAAGGCGCCGGCGGUCCCGGGGAGGUGAGCGGUCCCUCGGCGCGCGGGCCCGGCCCGAGGCACAGCGUUGUGUGCUGGGACCUGCAGAGUUCUCUGCCCUCCGCCCCUCCCCGCGGCUGUUUCCCACGUGUGGGCUCCGUCUUCCUGCCUCGGGCCCCGCUGCUUCCGGGCAAGCCCGCCCCGCCCCCGCCUGCCGAGGCCACGUGCUGGCACCUGCCUGCGUAGCCGCUUCGCGGCUUGAGGCGAGGGAACAGUGACGUGGAUGCAUCUGCUGGAGGAUAAAUGGGUAAAAGGUACUUCUGUGAUUACUGUGACCGAUCCUUUCAAGACAACUUGCACAACAGGAAGAAACACCUGAAUGGGGUGCAGCACCUGCGAGCCAAGAAGGUUUGGUAUGAUCUGUUCCGAGAUGCUGCUGCUAUUCUGCAGGAGGAGCAAAGCAAAAAGCCCUGCAGGAAAUUUCUACAAACAGGCCAGUGCGAUUUUGGAUCCAACUGUAGAUUCUCCCACAUGACCGAGAUGGACCUGGAGAGACUGAGUGCACAGGUGCAUGGACCAAACUUUCUUUGGAAGUCAUUUGGGAAGACAGAAGAGGAGCGGAGAUCAAAGGAGCAGCGGCAGGAAGGAGCAGAUGUCCCAGUUGGUACAGUCGAAGAGUGGCUAGAGAAGAGAGCAAAGAGGCUGAGGUUGGCUCAGAGUAACAGCCCUCUGCCUGAGAAACCAUCUAUGUUUCAGUACCCGCCUGGCUGGCCUCCAAUACAAGACCUUCCCCCAUCCCUUCAGGCCCCGCCUCCUAGAGGCUGGCCAAUCCCAGCCAACCUUCAGUGGGGGUGAAGGACACAAGGACCAGAGAUGCAGGAAGGGCAGCUGAAUGUCCUCUGGAGGAAAUGUACAAUAUUUGCAGCUAUUUUAUAAAUAAAACUGUCUACAAUCCGAGUGGUUGAUCUAGGUUGUGUUGGGGUAGUUAGUCAGAUAUGUUGGUGCCCCAACCAUCUUCUUUUCGAACUUUCCAUUAGCUCUGCUGACCUACUGGAAACUGCCUUCUUGUUUCUGAACUGACAAGCCAAGCACACUUCCUGUCUGCAAGGGUUACAAAAUGCAUGCAUAGUGAUUUCUGUCAGAGCUGAUUUGAAUUAGUGCCUUGACACAGUGGAACUUUCUAGCACAAAGCACAGUAAGGCAGGGGAAGUCUCGGCAUGGUGAAGAGUUCCGGCGUGGAUAGAGUUCCCGCCGAGGAAAUGCAGAUUUGCAUAAUACGAUUGGCCGAUGUUAAAUUAUUCCCAUGUGUCGGCUGGCAAUUGGCUUGCUAGCCGUAUAAAAGGUUAGGGGCGUUUCCGCCCUAGUUGGAGAACUCCGCGAUUCCCCCUGGAGUGGAACUCUGGCAGCUUGAUCACCUGCCAACGACUCCCCGUCAUCGAAGCCUUACGACGUAUCCUCCGUGUUGCAUGCCCGAGUUAGACCCGAGCUACCCGGUCUACAAGAGCUCCUCGAUUAGCGAUUAGAGAGUAGAAUUGUUGCAACUACGAUUGAAGUGUGAAGUCACUUCUUGCCUGCGCUGUAUACGACUCUACAGUGUAAGUAAAGCCAUCUCUGUUUUUCUAAUUGA